AUGCGCAGUGCGAGUAUUAAUACCAAAAAAGUCACCUGUGACCCCAGGUUGACCUCCUGCCGGGCCUUGUUAGACUUUGAGUCGGAGCUGCGGGUUCGCCCUCCUAAGGCUGCGUCACUCUAUUGGCAAUCGGGAAGUCUUGGGCUUUCUUCUUGUUUCGUUUUCCGGACUUGGGACUACUGCCGACCCGCGCCGGUGACGGCUUCGUGCGCGACCCCUCUCCCGGCCGGCGGCGUCUGUGUUGGGUGCCGUUCGCGCCACCUUCCCUCGGCUCGCUGUUUUCACGGUCGCGUCGCUAUGGAGGGCUCUCACUGCUGUGUGGCCUGCGGUUCCCUCCUUGGGCCGUCCGACACCCUGAACCGGUGUGCGGCUUGCUGUGGCCUAUCUGACGACCCACGCGGGGGGUUUGCGGAUGUUUGUUCGUCCCCCUCCCCCGUCGUGCUCGGGGGCCCGUCCGCAUCUGAGACGCGGCCCCCUUCUGGGCUUAGGCGCUCGAAGCGUCGCGGUCCUUCGGCUCCUCCGUCCGGCCCCCGUCCGAAGAGAUCGAAAGUUGACGAGCUGCUCGCCUCUGAUGUCGAGCGGCUGCGCAGGGAGGUGGCUGAGUUGCGGUCUCUAUUGGGUGACCGUCCCCCGGGUGACUCAGCGGCUGCUUUUGAUCCGCGUUCGCCUGGCAUGCCCGACCUUGACCUGGAGGCCGAUGCCGUCUCGCUGGCGGCUUCGGCUUCCAUGUUCCAUGAUGACGUGGGUGAGUCGGCGUUUGUGCCUUCGGAGCUCGGCUCCUCGUCCUCUGCGCUGGGCUCGUCAGCCGGCUCCCCUGACGCUUCCAUACUGGCGGUGCUGCGCGGCGCGUUGGCGCGUCUACAGCUGGACUUGCCUCAACGGCCCGUUUCGGCGCCGGCGAGCGCAUUUUUUCGGCACCAGCGGUCCGCCCCGAAUUUUGCGGUCCCUGCUUCGGCCGACUUUGUUAGGGAGCUCCAUGCGGGCUGGAGGGAUCCGGCGGCUCUCUCUCGUCUUUCGGCCGAUGGUCGGGCUCUGGCGGCCAUGCAUGAUCCGGCCGCUGUGGGCCUGGACCGCAUGCCGGGUGUUGAGCCCGCCAUUGCAUCCCUCAUCGUGUCCCCUGAGGAGUCUCUCCGCCCGGUUGUGCGGUGCCCUCAGCCACAGGGUCGGCUGACGGAUGAACUCAUUCUCCGGGCCUAUGGUGCCGGUGCGCGUGCUGGGCGCAUCGGUAAUUCCAUGGCUCACCUCUUGUUGGCCCUCUCGGCGUCCUUGCCCGAGAGCGGUGCUGACACCUCUGCCGUGGGCUUCUGCGACGCGGCGUUGCACGCGUUCGCCCUGGUGACGCGGGAGCUCGGGCGGACGAUGUCCUAUCUUGUGCAGGCUCGUCGUCAGGUGUGGCUUGCUCAGUCCCCCCUGACUGAGCCUGCCCGGAGGACGCUCCGUGACGUUCCGGUUGAACCCGGCCAUCUUUUUGGCUCGGCGGCGGUGUCUGCCUUGGAGAGGACUAUUUCGGCCCGUGCGACCAGGCAACAGCUGUCGGGCCUGCGUCGGGGCUCCGCUCCUGCAGGCGGGGCAUCCCGCCCGCCAGCCCCCCAGGGCCCGUCGGGGCCGGAGGGGCAGGGACUGAGGCCGUUGGGCCGGCCGUCGGAUUUUUUUUUUUCCCACCAGCAGCUCAGGUACUGGGCUGCUCGAGUUUCGGACCCCUGGGUGAUAUCCACCUUGACCCAUGGGUACGUGCUCCAGUUCCGACGCCGGCCCCCCGUGUCCCGCCGGGUCCGGGUGACUACUGUCUCGGACCCGGCGAGGGCUCUGGCUCUGAGCCGGGAGCUGUCUUCUCUCCUGGCCAUGGGGGCCAUCGAGCCUGUGGAUCCCCGGGCUUGCCCCCGGGGUUUUUACUCAACUUAUUUUCUGGUUCCGAAGAAGACCGGCGGUUUUCGGCCGGUUCUGGAUUUGCGGGGCCUCAAUCGGUACCUGAAGGUACUUCCGUUCCGCAUGUUGACCGUCGCGGAUGUAUUGCGGGUGGUCGCCCGGGGGGAGUGGUUCACCUCCGUGGACCUGAAGGACGCCUACUUUCAUGUGCCGGUCGCUCCUCGCCACAGGCGGUUUCUCCGCUUCGCCUACAGGGGUCGCCACUGGCAGUUCAGGGUGCUCCCCUUCGGGCUCUCCCUUUCCCCGAGGGUGUUCACCCGUGUUGUGCGGGCUGGUCUGGCUCCCCUCCAGUCGGUGGGCAUGAAGAUUCUGCCCUACCUCGACGACUGGCUGCUGUGUGCGCCGUCGCGCGCUCAGGCGUACGGCGAUACGGCAGUCCUUCUUGCCCACGUGGAUCGCUUGGGCAUCAGGGUGAAUUUGGGGAAGUCGUGUCUGGUUCCUUCUCAGCAGGCGACCUUCCUCGGGGUGUCUCUGGACUCGGUGGCCAUGUUGGCUCGACCGUCGUCCCGUCGGGUGGAGGCCGCUCUUCGCCUCCUCUCGCAUUUUCCGGUGGGUCAGGUACGUCCGUAUCUGACCUUUCUGCGUCUCUUGGGCGUGCUGACGUCCCUGACCGCGGUCGUGCCCCUUGGUCUUCUCUUCUUGCGCCCCCUGCAGCGUUGGCUGAAUGGCUUUCGCCUGGACGCCAGGCGGCACCGACGACGGUUACUGAGAGUCUCCAGCCGGUGCGCGGUGGCCUUGGCGCCGUGGAGGAACGGGGCUUUCUUGUUGGAGGGCGUUCCAUUGGGGGUUGCCCCAGUCCGUCGCGAGGUGGUCACUACGGACGCCAGUCGCUUGGGAUGGGGUGCCGUCUGGCAGCGCAGGGCUGCUCGGGGCAGCUGGUCUCUGCGGGACCACGCUGUCCACAUCAACGUCCUGGAGCUGCGUGCGGUUCACCUGGCUCUCCGGCACUUUUACCCUUUCCUACGGGGAAGGCACGUGCUGGUGCGUUCAGACAACGCUGCCGCCGUGUACCACAUCAACCACCAGGGGGGCACGAGGUCUGCUCAUCUCUUGGAGGCCUCCCGCCGUCUUCUUGUGUGGGCGGCCCCUCGUCUUGCGAGUCUGCGGGCCGCCUAUCUUCCCGGCCAGUUGAACCGUCUGGCGGACUCCUUGUCCCGCCGUCGCCUCCAGCCGGGGGAGUGGCGCCUCCAUCCCGAGGUGGUGCGCGCGAUUUGGGGAGUUUUCGGCCAAGCCGAGGUGGACCUCUUCGCCUCCCGGGAGUCGGCCCAUUGCCCUCUCUGGUUUUCCCUGGGGGAGCGCUCCAGCCCUCUAGGUCAGGACGCGCUGGCCCACCCCUGGCCGAGGGUCCUGCUCUACGCCUUCCCGCCGCUCCCUCUGAUCUGGCUGACGCUUCGGAGGGUGUCUUUGGAGGGGCACUCAUUGCUGCUGGUGGCCCCCUUCUGGCCGGCUCGCCUAUGGUUUCCCCUGCUGCGCAGCCUGUGUGUCGGCGAGCCUUGGUGCCUCCCCGAGAGGCGGGAUCUACUGUCCCAGUUGGGGGGCCAGUUAUGGCAUCCCGAUCCUCGCCGUCUCCGCCUGCACGUCUGGCCGCUGAGGGGACCGACUCGCUGUUUGACGCCUGCUCGAGUUCAGUCAGGCGGACACUUUUGAACGCCCGGGCGCCCUCCACCCGGCUGCAGUACGCUGGCCGGUGGAGGUUGUUCGUGAAGUGGUGCGGGGACCGUGGGGAUGACCCGGUCUACGUCGCUGCCAUCUCUGCUCAUCACGCCAAGGUCUCUGGUGGAUCUGUGGGGAACCACGGCCUGGUCGCUACAUUCCUCAAGGGGGCUCUGAGGCUCCACCCCCGCAGGUGUCCUCGCGCCCCGGUCUGGGAUCUGCAGC
Messenger RNA from Corythoichthys intestinalis (scribbled pipefish), 3804 nucleotides. RefSeq lists its product as uncharacterized. The transcript is spliced from 5 exons. The record is from RefSeq and is a predicted model, not a curated record. NCBI's taxonomy places the organism in Eukaryota, Metazoa, Chordata, Actinopteri, Syngnathiformes, Syngnathidae. The coding region runs from base 1 to 3573 and encodes 1190 amino acids.